Plodia interpunctella (Indianmeal moth) is the source of this 3439-nucleotide messenger RNA. RefSeq names its product tyrosine-protein kinase Drl-like (gene dnt). Gene Ontology annotation, cellular component: plasma membrane; signaling receptor complex. Gene Ontology annotation, molecular function: ATP binding; protein kinase activity. The transcript is spliced from 6 exons. The coding region runs from base 386 to 2014 and encodes 542 amino acids. Gene Ontology annotation, biological process: multicellular organism development; protein phosphorylation; axonogenesis. Lineage: Eukaryota; Metazoa; Arthropoda; Insecta; Lepidoptera; Pyralidae. The record is from RefSeq and is a predicted model, not a curated record.
GCGUUGCGUUGUUGUGUACCUAUACGGCACGGCACGGCAACAACCAACCAGUUUGACGUGAAACGUGUUGUCGGGAGGUACUGUCGCGCGAUUUCGUGAAGUAACGUUCACAUUCUGACUGUUUAUAAACAAAAUUUUACUCGAAAUCUAUAUUGUAACAUAUGUCCAUGAAUAAAAUUCAAAACUUUCUUGUAAUAACCGAUUAAUUAGUGUAUUUAUUUGGAUUUGUACGUUUUAAUUCUGUGUGUAAUCUUGUGUCGGCGAGAAGUCAGCAUCGUUGAUUUUGUUGGACGGUGGUUGAAAAUGUGAUACAAAUGUUGUGGUGCAGGACUGAACCGAUGUUAAUUUGUUUAUAAUCUUGGAAAACGAGGACUCGAGCAAAAUCAUGAAGUGGCUUUUAGGAUUACUGUUUAUGCCGCUUUGCGUGGCCCAUUUGAAUGUUUACCUGAGUAGUGAAGAAGUAUGGAGAUUACUAGGUCUAACAGCGGAACUCUACUACGUGAGAGAUGGUCAGAUCAAUUACUACGCCCUGAACUUUGUGGUGCCUGUACCAGCCACCAUAGAGGAGUUGCAUUUCACGUGGCAGAGUCUCACUAGAAGACCGUUACCAUAUACGCUGCAUGUUGACGUAGUGUCGCAUUCAGAAGCCAUGCACACACCUUCUCCAAACAUUUCACGGGAAGGUUUCGUGCCUACGGAGCCACAGACAUGGCGGGUUGACCUGCCUUGUACCCAUAUGGUUGCCGCCGAAGUAGAUGUAACAAUAUCCCUCAACGUGUCCACUGGGUCCUCGUCCACUGUGCUACAUUUCCGAAGAAAGAAAAUCUGCCUUAAAGACUCCAGAAGACCUGCUGUGAGAGUUGACAGCGUUCCUCAUGCACCAACAUCAGCAGAUAUAUUCUACGCGGGAGCCGGUUGUGCUGGCGGCGUGCUUCUGCUAGCAGCUGUGGCUGCGGCGGCCUGUCGCGCUCGAGCGAGGAAGCUCCGUCGCGCUCGCAGUGACGAGCAAGAUGCCCACGCAUUUUUACCAGAUUCUUCCUGCAAGUCCGCCGCCAGUUAUACCAGCUACCGUCGCCCGACUUCUCUCCCGGCUGCUGCAGCAGAAGAGAGAGCGAGAGAUCUGCAGCAGAGGAUCGCUGAAUUGACGAUACAGAGGUGUCGUGUCAGACUACGCUCUGUCGCCAUGGAGGGAACCUUUGGAAGGGUUUACAGAGGAACUUAUGCAGAUGAGGAGGCAAGGGAGCAAGAAGUGCUCGUUAAAACUGUUGCUGAACAUGCAUCUCAAGUGCAGGUAUCAUUACUACUCCAAGAGGGCUGUAUGCUUUAUGGAUUGCACCACGAUCGAGUUUUGUCGGUUCUUGGAGUGAGCAUCGAGGACCAAACUGCCCCCUUCCUAUUGUAUCCUUGGAACGCCACCUGGAGAAACCUAAAGCAGUUCCUCUUGGCCUGCCGGGGAAUUGGUUUGGGUGGGGCCGCUGGAGGUGCCCCGCCCCCUCCAUUGACGACACAACACGUGGUCCGAAUGGCCCUUCAUGCCUUAGAUGGCUUGGCGUAUCUUCACUCACAGCACGUAUUACAUAAAGACAUAGCUGCGAGAAAUUGCAUAGUGGACGAGAACCUCAGAGUGAUGAUCGCAGACAAUGCGUUAUCGAGGGAUCUUUUCCCAGCGGAUUACCACUGCCUUGGGGACAACGAGAAUCGGCCAAUCAAAUGGCUGGCCUUGGAGUCGCUGACGAAGAGGCAGUUCAGCCCAGCGGCGGACGUGUGGGCUCUCGGAGUGUUGCUGUGGGAGCUGACGACGCUUGCACAUCAGCCAUACGCGGAAGUGGACCCGUUCGAAGUCGCCGCUUACUUGCGGGACGGGUACAGAUUGCAGCAGCCCGCGAACUGCCCUGAUGAAUUAUUUGCCGUGAUGGCGUACUGCUGGGCGAUGUCGCCGGACGACCGGCCAACGCUGCCGCAACUCCAGAUAUUCCUACGGGACUUCCACACGCAACUCACCAGAUUCGUCUAAACCAUUCCCAAGGAACCCUAAAAGACAACCCAAAGACGACAAUAAAAGUGAACAGCUGAAUGAGGCCUUAUUGUGAACGAAAGUGUAGUGACGUGAACGUUUGCCGAUUUCGUAGUGUUGUUCCACAAGAGACUGAUUUUUAUAAAGUGUUUAUCGAUAUGUAUUGUAUGUAUUGUAGAGAUUUAUUUCGACUGAGGCACACACUUUGUGUUUUUUUGUUGGUCACGUUUUCUACAAAUGUUGUUAUGAUUAUUUAUCAAUUUUGUUUGCAUAAGCAUACAAGUGUGACCCAUUGAUGGCUAUUAUAUGUAUUAAUUAAACUAUAUAUAGCAAGUGGGCAACUAAGACCUUUUAUUAAAAUUAUUAUGUAUCGAUAAUAUCCCAUUUAGAGUAAGAUUUUAAUUUGUAUUUAAGUAUAACCCUACUUAUAUAGCUGUUUUCAUUUGGAAAGACCACAGUGUACAGUCAACAGCAUAUCAACCUACCCAAAUACAUUACAAUUACGCCCAUAUUACCAUUGCACACAGUUAUUUGCAGGGUGAUUUGACAUAUGGUUGACUGUACAACUCAUCAUGUUAUGAUAUCAAUACUGGAAUCGUGUUAUUCUACAUAUUUAAAUUAUUGUUAUAAUUUCUAACAUGACAAUCGGUCAUAAUAUUAUGAAUAACAAACUAAAAAAAUAAUCACGAAAUGAUAAUUAAAUAAAGAUAAGUAAAAAAAAAGCAUGUUAAUACUAAUGCAUAUUAAAUUAAUAUUUAUCAAAACAACAAUGCUACAAUUUUCACACGAAAAAAAUAAAGUGUGUGCCUAAAGUUUCCUUGUAAAUUGUUCAUACCUCAGUACUGCCAUAUUAGAGUAAGAUGUAUAUAUAAUAAUGUAUUAUAUAAUACGUAUUUGAAUGUGCCUCGGAUUUUAUGAAAGAUUUAGAUGUUUAUAUGUGUUUCAUUAUAAUUAGUUAUAUGGUAUAAGACUGUUCUAUCUUCAAUAUAUUAUGUGCAAAAAAUUUUCGAUUGGAAAAUAAUCCAAUUCUUCAUUUUAUUUUUAUGACAAAGAAACUAAAUUUCAAACCUUUUUUUUAUUGCAAUGUUUGCAACACAAUAAAUUAGUAAACUGUAAUUCUUAUUUUUAUUUAAACUUAUUUGUUUUUUGUACAUAGUCGACACAGUGUGGAGCUGGCAUUACAAUUACUUCACUUACGAACAAGUUAGUAAAUUUGUGAGUAAUGAUUCACAUAAUUCUCAAAACUUUUAUGUUUAUUUCAAAUAGCUAAGUAGUUGCAAGUACAGUGAUUAAUUUUGUUAUAUUCAGAAAGAUCUCUAGUAUUUUUACUUCAUUUGUAAUGUAUAGAUAUUGAACCGAUUUUGUAACUUGUACAUUUGUAAAUAAGACGAAAAUGUGAAUAUACGAGUGGUAAUAUUGACACAA